AUGACCACGAGAAGCACUCGAAGCAACAUGAGCGCCAAGGAGAGAAUGACCGACGGAGACGUCUACGUCUUCCUCCUCCAGGUAGCCUAUCACCAUUACGUCGGCCAGUCCCGAGCAGAGGCCAAGGCGGCAAAAGCGCGGGAAAGCCUAUCGGGCCCAAGCUCUUCCUCGACCGGCUCGUCAAAGAAGACGUCAGAGGGAGGUGGUCGCGGCGAUGCGUGGAUGAGCCUGUCGGGCCUGGCCGACAUGGUCCGCGACGUGGGCGGCUCGUCGUCCAAGGCGGCGCGGUUCCCAGAGAAGCUCAUCAAGCGCCUCAACGACCGCCUUGAGCUGAUCGCCAUGGGCCGCGAUCCCAACUUCAAGGACCAGUCGCUGCGGCAAACGAUCGGCAUCUUCUACGGCACUUUCAAGGAGGCGUCAUUCCAGAAGCAGAUGAAGGAGAACCGCAAGAUCGAGGAGCUCAUCCUGAUCUUUGUCACGACGGCGCAAGGCAGCCUCAAAAAGCGGCUGCCGGGCGACGAGUGGAAGGAGGAGCUCAACAACCAAGUAGGCCACUUUGUUCGCAUCAUCCGCGACUGCCUCAAGACAGUCAGCGGCGUCCCGCGGGAGCUGACGGAGCGGCUCGAAGGCUACUCUGCCAAGCUGGUGCCGACGACGUCGGCGGACCAGAACGGGACGAGCGCACCAACGCACAAGGCGCCGGCGAUGGCCGCAGUCUCUUCGGCGGACCGGAGCCGGCGGGCGAGCUCGGCGAGCACUCUGGCCGUUGCCAGCAAUCCGGUCGGCGAUUCGGCCCUGAUCCAGACGGUCGGCAGGCUGUUCAACGUCGACCCCGACCAGCUCGCGCGCGACGUCGACUUCGUCAAGAAGACGUGCACCGAGCACGCCGCCAUGACCGACCUCAAGCACUGCGUCAAGAACAUCAACCUCCAGCAGCCCUGGCCAGGGCGGCGCGAGGACUUUGAGAGCGACGAGGCCUACGCCAAGUGGCGGACGCAGGAGCUCUCGACGCUCUCGCAGAUGAUGAUGGACAUGUGCUCUCUCAACCCGGAUCUGCUCAAGAGCACGUCGCAGGACGUGCCCGGGCUCAAAAAGGCCGAGCCCGGCGGCGGCGGCGGCGGCGGCGGGCGGCCAGAGUCGAUCGCCACCGCCCCGGCCGAGGUGUCGGCGGCCUCGGCCAACGGCGGCCCGGCGCCCGACGCCGAGACGCUGAGCCAGACGGUCGACGACAUCGACGAGGAGACGUUCGGCUCCAUGGUCUACAUCCCGCCAGAGCCCAAGGCCUACUACAAGCGGACGCUGGAGCUGUGCAUCGACUAUGACCUCGAGCAGAUCAAGCACCAGCCAGAGGAGGAGGAGGUGUCGCUCAGCAUCCUCUCCAAGCACCACAUCGACCUGCUCGACGAGUGUGCCAAGCGGUGGCGGCUGAUGGUGCCCUACCGCGCCAUCGCAAACCUCGACGUGAUCAAGUACAAGUACGACCGCGGCGAGGUGCCGCUCGACUGCAUCUCGGAGGCGCUCGGCACGGUGCAGCGGUUGCUGGCCGACGACGACCCCGGGGCGUGGAUGCUGGCGGAGCGGAGGCUGCUCGUCCGCGUCUACUCGUCCCUCUUCGAGAGCUUCGUCCGCUUCCUCUACGAGACCUUCCAGGACAUCCACAACGUCGAGCCCGAAGAGGUGGAGCCAUACUUUUCCAUGAUACAGGAACUUCACCAGUCCGGCCACGUGCGCGCCGACAAGGACCUGCAUCGCGAGCCGGUCGAGCUCGAGCGGCACGUCGAGGAGCUCAAGGACGCCAUCCGGAUCAUGGCGAUCCACGAGUACACGGCCAAGACGACCGAGCUCUUUUCGCAGAUCGUGGCCAACGAGGUGGUCCCCCUGGUCCAGCUCAUCGACUGGCUCGAAAAGGGCGCGCAGCGGAUCGACAAGCGGUACCCGGAACCCGUGCUGGGCUCCAUCGACCCCGUCUCGCUGGUGCUCGAGAAGCAGGUGCCGCUCUACCUCGACGACCUCGACUCGAUGCGAGGCCAGAUUGUCGAGCACGCCACGCGCGAGACGGACCCGCUGGCGUUCGAGGACAUAUUUGCGCUGUACAAAAAGGUCAAGGCGCUGCUCAAGAUGCACGAGGCCUUCUGCCCAGGGAGCGAGGUGACCUUCAGCCUCACCGACUGGUUCGAGCCCCACAUCCGCCACUGGCUCGUCAACACGGAGCGCAAGACGGGCGAGUGGGUGACCAACGCCAUCGCCACUGACGGCUUCACGCCGAUCGACAGCGACGGCGCGGCCCACAGCAGCUCGAUCGACGACCUGUUCGGCGCGCUCCAGCAGCCCGUCGACUUUAUCCAGUCGCUCAAGUGGCCCGACAAGUACCAGAACGCGCGGUUCCUCACCUCGCUCGCCAAGAUCAUCAGCCGGUCGAUCGAGCAGUACUGCAGCCGCGUCGAGGAGCUGUUCAUGGAGGAGAUGUUCCCGCGCACCGCCGAGAGCCAGGAGGCGCAGCAGAAGCAGUCGGCCUGGAUGGUCAAGGCGCGGCAGACGAUCUCGGGCGAGAAGAAGGUCGAGCCCUUCCACUUCCAGGACGUCUCGUGCGUCAAGCUCAACAACAUCGAGGCCGCGCGCGUUCUGCUCGACAAGCUCUACAACAAGAUCGACGCCGACAAGCAGAGCGAGAUUGUGAGGCAACACGCGCCCGAGGUGCCCGACAAGGUGCAGCGCGACCGCUUCAUCUUUUCCAUCAAGAUCGUGCUGGGCGAGAACCUGCAGCCCAUCCGCGACUCGAGCGCCAACGCCCGGAUCGACUCGUUUGUCACGCUCAGCGACGAGCGCGGAAAGAAGAUUGCCAAGACGCGGACCAUCUACGAGACGUCGGAGCCGCGGUGGGACGAGGUGUUCGACGUCCAUGUCGAUCAGUCCAUGUGGCUAGCGGCGACCGUGUGGGACCGCAAGCUGGUGGGCGACCACAACCUGUGCGGCCGCGCCUACCUGCGGCUGGAUCCGCGCUACUUUGGAGACUUCCUCUCGCACGAGCUCUGGCUCGACCUCGACACGCAGGGCCGCCUGCUGCUGCGCGUCAGCAUGGAGGGCGAGCGCGACGACAUCCUGUUCUACUUUGGGCGUGGCUUCCGCUCGCUCAAGCGGGCAGAGAGCGACAUGGUCCGGAUCAUCGUCGACAAGAUGUCGAUGUUUAUCCGGCAUUGCCUGUCGCGCACGGUGCUCAAGACGCUGGUCAAGACGAGCGGCAUCAACCUCGACAAGGCUCUGGGCAACGUCAAGGCGCUCUACGCGUCGGCGCUGGCGAGCACCACGGCCAACGCCUCGAUGAUCCCGCCAGUCGAGUCGGAGAAGCCCAAGAACCGGCCGGCGCAGCUGUCGGACCACGAGAUCGAGGCGGCCAUCACACCGCUGCUCGACUACCUCGACGAGUGCCUGGGCACGCUCAAGAGCAGCCUGAGCGAGGAUGAGGCGCAGCUGGUGCUGACCAAGGUGUGGAAGGAGGUGUUGAACAUCAUCGAGGGCAUCCUCGUUCCGCCGCUCUCGGACGCGCCCUCGGACAUGCACCAGCUGAGCGACAAGGAGGUCGACAUCGUCUUCAAGUGGCUCGGCUUCCUCAAAAACUACUUCAACGCCUUUGACGCCGAAACCGGGGUGACGCACGGCGUGCCGCUCGACGUGCUGCAGGGCCCCAAGUACCGCGAGAUCCUGUCGUACCUGCUGCUGCACGACCAGAGCACCGACGAGCUGAUGAUGGAGUGCGUGCGCGGCAUGCAGGCCAAGCUGAGAAAGGCGCCGACGCAGCGGUCCAAGAACAAAUCGGUGCUCAACCAGCGCUCGCUCGGGACCAUCAAGAAGCGGAAGCAGGAGAAGAAGGACGAGGAGUCGACGUCCAACACUGACAUGGCCAUGAAGAUCCUGCGGAUGAGGCCGGGAACCGGCGACUUCCUGACACAGCAGAUGGCGACGAUGAACACUUUGACCCAGGCCGUCGGCGGCUCACCAGCGCGGGCACGGCCGGCCGAUCGCCGGCGCGAGUCUCGUCUGCCGCCCGGCGCCAACUCGCCGCUGCCACCGGUGCCCGGAGGUGCCGUCUACCGCGAUUCGAAGCAGUACUAUCGCUGA
Molecule: messenger RNA, 4116 nt
Organism: Pseudozyma flocculosa PF-1
Lineage: Eukaryota; Fungi; Basidiomycota; Ustilaginomycetes; Ustilaginales; Ustilaginaceae
Exons: 5
Coding region: 1-4116 (1371 amino acids)
Source: RefSeq, a predicted model, not a curated record